UUUCUUUUUUUUUUUUUUUUUUUGAGACAGAGUCUCACUCUUGUCGCCCAGGCUGGAGUGCAAUGGCGCGAUCUCGGCUCCCUGCAACCUCCAUCUCCCGGGUUCAAGCGAUUCUCCUGCCUCAGCCUCCCGAGUAGCUAGGAUUAUAGGCACCCGCUACCACGCCCAGCUAAUUUUUGUAUCUUUAGUAGAGAUGAGGUUUCACCCUGUUGGCCAGGCUGGUCUCAAACUCCUGACCUCAGGCGAUCCUCCCGCCCCCGCUUCCCAAAGUGCUGGGAUUACAGGCGUGAGCCACCGCACCCGACCAGUCCUGUGCUUUCUGAUACAAUAUCAUCCCCCUUCUUUGCCUCACCAUCUCCCAUGGGCAUGAUCAGUUAACAAUUGCUGGAAAAAUCAACUUUACCUGAACAUUUAGGAAGCUAUUUGGGAUGUCCAGUGUUUUUCUUCCUCUUGAAAAACACUAACGCAGGUCUGCAUUUAUUAGGGGAGUGGGGAUCAUCAUCUGUCUCUUCUGCCGCUUUGCUCUAAAGGAACUCAAGAGCCCAUAAGCAUUUUCCCUGAAAAGGUCAUCAUUUCCAAAGAAAUGAGAGCUCAUUUAAAGUUUCUAGGUAUGAAAAUCCUAGGUUCUUGCCCUUCUCCUUCCACUUCUUGGUGGCAGUGGGUAGGGAAUCAAACAUCAGAUGACCUUCUUCCUCUCUGGUUUCUCCCCACCGCUGUAUCAGACCAGGAAGGUGAAAGAGGGUCAUGCUGACUCUCCUAACUCCCAUCCCUCUGCCACGCCUCCCCUCCACUGCAGCACUGGCAUGGUUACCUGUGAAGCAACUGCCAAAGACAACAUGGGCAGCCUUUGUGUCUGGGUAGCCCAGUUCACAAUGGCGGUUAAUGGAAGUUCCUGUUCAGACGCCCUCCAACUCCCCAGAGGGCGUGGGCAUCUCCUCUUAUGUAAAGGGGAAAUCUUAGGAAAUUUUUAAUUUUUCCUUUAAUCAGUCAGCAAGGUCAUAAGAGGCUUUGUAAGUAUUCAUUAGAAGUGGAAAGCAGGCCGGGCGUGGUGGCUCACACCUGCAAUGACAGCAUUUUGGGAGGCCAAGGCAGGCGGAUCACCUGAGGUCAGGAGUUUGAGACCAGCCUGGCAAACAUGGUGAAACCCCAUCUCUACUAAAAAUACAAAAAUUAGCCAGGUGUGGUGGUGCGCCUGUAGUCCCAGCUACUCAGGGAGGCUGAGACAGGAGAAUUGCUUGAACCUGGGAGGCAGAGGUUGCAGUGAGCCGAGAUGGCGCCACUGCACUCCAGCCUGGGUGACAGAGCAAGAGUCCGUCUCAAAAAAAAAAAAAAAGAAGAAGUGGAAAGCAAAAUUUCUAGUGAACAUACCAUAGAAAUUUAUAGCAGAUCUACUGUGUGUCAAGUUUUGUUCUGAACAGGUGGAGAGGAGGGCACAGAAAUGAACAGGCAAUGAACAAGGAGCCUGGAACUCUUGGUGAAUCGAGGUGUGCAUGAGAGACAGGCAAAUGAAUAAGCAUACUGUAAAUCAAGGCCAGAGAGUGCCUCUGAAUGGGGACCUGACAGGGUGGAAACCGAUCUUCUUGUCUUGAAGUCUUCCUUGAGGGAAAGGAUGAGUUUCACUGGAGUGAGGAAGAGGUAAGGAGGGCUUUUCUCCGUGGGGGUAGCAUCUGCCUUCUGGGGUCGGUCUAAGGGAGGUGUGGGGAAGGGGCUGGCCUCACGGGCCUGCACCCUAUGCUACCACACCGGCUUGCUCUCAGAAGGGCCCCACACUUGGUUUAAUGCUCUGCUGUUGCUGCCUUGAAAUUCUUACUAAGUUUUGAACUAAUUAUUAUUUAGUUAAUAAAUAACAAAUUAUUUUCAUUUUGUACCAGGCCCUGCAAAUCAUGCAGCUGGUCCUGCCUAUGGAGAUGGGACUGUAAAAGUAGAUUUGGCUGGAUUGUGAAGAGCUUUGCCCGUCAAGCUUGGGAACAUCUGACUUUAUUCCAUAAGCAGUAGGGAGCCAUGGAAAGUAUGCUGACAGGGUUGGGAGAAAGGGGCACUGGAGGCUGUGAGACCAGGGAGGCCAGCAGUCCACCGAGGGAGGCUGAUAACACCACGCUGGGAUAGACACCGAGAGCUGCAGUUCCCACACCUGGUGGAGAUAGGCCGGCUCUGGGCACUGGGAAGGAGGCCGAGAGCGGCCGUUGCAGGUGGCUGAGGCUUCUAGCUGAGCAGAUCCUGCACAUCAAGAAUGCAGGAGAAAGAAGUCCCUCAGCCAGUGGCAGCGAGGCAGAUGUUUUGCAGGAGUGGGGCAAGGCUCUUUCCAGAAAGACCCGGAAAUCUCUGGUGGGACAGCUUGUAGAAACAUGCACUGCAGCUGCUCAGCUACAGCAAAUGACCUGCAGAUCAAGGUUUUUGUCAGUAUCGAGAGCUUCACUAGAACAAAUAUUCAUCCAAAAAUAAACUUCCCGUUCUUCCUGUUUUUAUAACUUGCCUAUUUCCUCUGAGUUUGAGGCUGGGCUCCAGUUCCAUGGGUUAUUAAUCUUCAGAGGAUCAAGACCUCUAUAGAAGUAUUUCCUGUACAUGUUUAUCUACCCAGCCCUAAAUUAUAUUCUCCAAAUGAUAAGAGAACUUUUCCAUACUCGUGUGUCAGACUUCUCCUUAGGGAGAUUUCGAUUAGGCACCACAGCAAGUAGGGCCAAACCAGAAAGCCUUAUCUCAGAACAUAGGGAACCCACGUAACGGUGGGGAGCGGCCUUUGGUGGGUUUUGAUGGGCACUCAGCCUCCCUCCUCCAUGUGAAAGGUAGCUUCUUUCUGGCCAGAGUUCUAAGGACAUAAAGUAAUAGCUGAAGAGGGCCCUAUCUGAGGAUAUUUUAAAUUCCCUGUUGAAUACCACAGGGGAUAUUAGCUAAAGAAAUUCUGCUCCUUUGAAGAGCUCAAAAUACCCCUCAUUGGACCAUCACUUGUUCUUACAGCAUCUUCCAACUAGAAACAGGGCCCCGGCCUCACAGACAAGGGAACUAGAGUGAACUUGGUGCUCAUGACAGCACAGAGCAAGAGGGAAAAGCUCUGUUGAAGCUUGGGCCGAGUUCAGACCUGAUAGACAAGUAUGGUUAAGCAGGCGUGGGCGCUUUACUCAUCGGCCCGGUCCACCUGCCUCUGGAGCCCUUCCUUGCUCUCCUACUUUUUGUGCUUACAGACGCCAAGCUAGCAUGCCGGUGGUAUUUUUAAAACGUAAGCCUUCUUGUAUGACUCUUGCAGAGAGGCGGUGGUGACCGGGCUGCGUGGGUGGCGGCUUGUGCCGCAGCGGAACUUGGAGAAAGGCCAGCUGCCUUUUACUGAGGCCUUCCGAGGUGGGGCUGGGAUGCCACAUUUUUCAAACACACCACCGCAAGGCAGCACCCCUCCCCCUUAGAGAUCCAGGUGACUCCACUGAGAAUUACUGCGCCACACCGUGGCUUCUAGACCCACACUGUCAAGUAUGUAGUCCUUGCCACCUGGGCUGUUGAACCUGGAAAUGAGGCUUGUACGAACUGACUAAAAGUGCAAAAUACACAUUGGAUUUUGAAGCCUUAUUACAAAAAGAAAAAAAAGAAUGUGAAGUAUCUCAUUAAUGAUUAUUUUAUUUUGGUUACUGUGGAAACAAAUAUUUUAGAUAUCUUGGUUUGUGUCAACUAUGUUAUAAUUAAUGACACCUGCUUUUUAAUUACUCUUUAAAUGUGACUACUAGAAAAUUUUAAACUGUGUAUGUGGCUCAGUUUCCAUUUCUAUGGGACAGUACCGCUAGUCUGUGCUGUGAGUUCAGCUGCCAGUUGUGGCUUUGAAACCAGUACAUUCCCAGAGGCUCCUCUCCUUAGUGGUCUGGCUGAGGGGGGGUUACCCAGCCCUAACCCUAGACUGCCUAGGGUAGUGUGUGGGACAGCCUGCUUCCAGGCAAAAAGUUAAUAAUUUAAUAAGCAGCAGCAAGAAUUUCUAAAAAUCCUUUCCAAAGCACCCCCCCUGGCUUUUUUUUCUUCUUCUUCUUCGUAGCCUUCUUCCUGGACCAGCCUUCUUCCUGGAAAUCUUUUUUUAAAUGCAGAACUCUUCCCUUCUGUCCCACAUGGGACCUGUGGAGGUGAUGGUGUCCAGAGGGGCUAUUGUUUUAUUUUAUUUUCUUGUUUAAAUUGUUCUUUUGCCCACAGGUCAGGCUGCUCCAGUAGCUGCCUUUUAACCCUUCCUCUGCAGGACCAUCUCAGAAACCACCCAGCAAAGACUGGGAAGCCACUCUUUUAGACCAGUUCCCCCUCCCUUCUCCCUUUGGAGUGGUUACUCAAGCGCAGACAUAUAUUGGGAAAACACAAGGUGGAUGUGAAACCAAGGAAACUCCUGCUUUGAGAAGUACAGAAGUGCAGACCCACAACCAACCUCCUAAUGUCAAGCUGGCAUUUUAGGAAAAAGGUGUGUGUGGUGGGGGGAAUUCCACUGGUGUCUGAAAGCCCCCAAGUAAUUCCCUGUUGCAAGGAGGAGUCUCAUGUUGACUUCAGAGGUCCAGGCAGAACCUGUUGAAUUGCACAGUUCCCAUUUGCUAGAGGAUAUUACACGGUGAGAUCUCUCUGCUCAGGGACCGGGGCUGAGGGCUUCUGUCAUCAGCCAGUGGAGCGGCCCUGCACCGAGGCACCUCCCUGCUUUUGCCACAUUUUGCCCACCCUGCUGUCUGUCAUGUACUGAACCUUUGCUGGAAUAAUUGCCAUAGGUGUCAACAUGUAUUAAGGGCUUGCUGUAUGAAGGUACUAUGCAAAGUGCCUUUUGCUAUGUGCAGCUAACUAGCAUAACAAACCCCAAGAUGCCCCAGAGGAGAUACUCUUGUUUCCCUGUUUUGCAGAUAGAGAAACUGCAGGUUAGAGAGAUGAAAUAAGUUGACCAAGCUAGAAAUUGGUGGGCAGGGAACACAACUUGGGCCAUGCUGCUUUAGAGCUGCCGAGUGUUUAACUGUUAAGGUGUCAUUCUGCACUGCCUAGACCAGCCCAUGUAUGUUACCGUUCCAUUCUGCAUGAGCAUUUGUCUAUUAUCAAGACAUCUGCUGGUGCAGGCUGGGACACAACACCAAGGGAGGGUUAAAUUCUGGGUUGCCAAACCAGCUGAGCUACGAGUUGAGGAGCACUGAGCGCCUCUGAGCUUUGCUGGGCUAACUUGGUGAGGUUUGGAAAUGAGCAAAGGGGUAAGAAAGAGCCAUGUGUCUGGAGUCAGGCUGCCUAUUUGGUUUGACCUCUCAAUGGCUUCAUAGGUUGGGCUACUCCUUCUCUGGGCAGCAGUUUCCCCAGUUCUAAAAUGGGGAUCCUAAGAGCGCCUUCCUCAGAGAACUGCAAUGAGAAUUAAAGAGGACACAUAAAGGCAAAGUGUACUUGGCAUGUCAAUGUCAUUAAUAUCAUUAAUGCCAUUUAAUGCUCUUUGAUGGAGCAUAAUCUAUAUAACAUGUAAUAGAAGAUAUAAUCGUGGCUUGAAUUUUUUGUUGUUUUAAGGCAAACACUUCAGAGCAUGUACCUUUGCAUCUGAACACAUACGUCUGUAUUUGAAUGUUAUAUCUUUCAAAGCCAUGACCUCACCUCAGGAGACUCCUCUCUCAACUUGAUCUCACAGCCAUUUACUGGAAACAUUUUCAGAAGCCUUUGUGGAACUCUUUUCAGAAGAAAAAAAGAGAGAAAGUGGGGGCCAUACUUGGCACUAUGACAGCUAUAUUGUGCGUGUCAAGGCUGUGGUUAUGACCAGAGAUGACUCCAGCGGGGGAUGGUUCCCACAGGAAGGAGGCGGGAUCAGUCGCGUCGGGGUCUGUAAGGUCAUGCACCCCGAAGGCAAUGGACGAAGCGGCUUUCUCAUCCAUGGUGAACGACAGAAAGACAAACUGGUGGUAUUGGAAUGCUAUGUAAGAAAGGACUUGGUCUACACCAAAGCCAAUCCAACGUUUCAUCACUGGAAGGUCGAUAAUAGGAAGUUUGGACUUACUUUCCAAAGCCCUGCUGAUGCCCGAGCCUUUGACAGGGGAGUAAGGAAAGCAAUCGAAGACCUUAUAGAAGGUUCAACAACGUCAUCUUCCACCAUCCAUAAUGAAGCUGAGCUUGGCGAUGAUGACGUUUUUACAACAGCUACAGACAGUUCUUCUAAUUCCUCUCAGAAGAGAGAGCAACCUACUCGGACAAUCUCCUCUCCCACAUCCUGUGAGCACCGGAGGAUUUAUACCCUGGGCCACCUCCACGACUCAUACCCCACAGACCACUAUCACCUCGAUCAGCCGAUGCCAAGGCCCUACCGCCAGGUGAGCUUCCCGGACGACGACGAGGAGAUCGUGCGCAUCAACCCCCGGGAGAAGAUCUGGAUGACGGGGUACGAGGAUUACCGGCACGCACCCGUCAGGGGCAAGUACCCGGACCCCUCGGAGGACGCGGACUCCUCCUACGUGCGCUUCGCCAAGGGCGAGGUCCCCAAGCAUGACUACAACUACCCCUACGUGGACUCCUCAGACUUUGGCCUAGGCGAGGACCCCAAAGGCCGCGGGGGCAGCGUGAUCAAGACGCAGCCCUCCCGGGGCAAGUCGCGGCGGCGGAAGGAGGACGGAGAGCGCUCGCGGUGCGUGUACUGCAGGGACAUGUUCAACCACGAGGAGAACCGCCGGGGCCACUGCCAGGACGCGCCCGACUCCGUGAGAACUUGCAUCCGCCGGGUGAGCUGCAUGUGGUGCGCGGACAGCAUGCUCUAUCACUGUAUGUCGGACCCCGAGGGAGACUAUACAGACCCUUGCUCGUGCGAUACUAGCGACGAGAAGUUUUGCCUCCGGUGGAUGGCUCUUAUUGCCUUGUCUUUCCUGGCCCCCUGUAUGUGCUGUUACCUGCCCCUUCGGGCCUGCUACCACUGCGGAGUGAUGUGCAGGUGCUGUGGCGGGAAGCACAAAGCGGCCGCGUGACUCAGUUUCCCUCCCUUCUCCCUCCAUCCGCAGCCACAGGGGAACUCGUCUCUUACAUACUCUCAUCUUCUCCCCCGCUCCCUUCCACUCCAAGGAGCGAGGAGGGCAAGCGGCCUCCCAGCUCCCUGGUACCUCGAGGCACCAUUCCAGCCAGGGACGCUGCCGGGUAGACUCUCCACUCCCCCUGCCGCCCACACUGCAGCAGCCACAUCCAUACACACACGCUCGCACAGUGUUCUGAGGAAGGAACCUUCGCCACAGACUCCUGUACUAUUAACAAUCUGUAACCAAGCUAACUGUCUCAUCCAUGUGUUGAUUUCCUGUUUCCUCCUCCCCCGCCUCUUCCAGUUCAAAGGAGUCUGCAAUUGGAACUGCUGAUUUUCGGUGGGUUUUGUAGUUGAUUUUUCCAAGAGCGUCGAAGACUCUCUUUCUCUUGGUUCACCUUGCCUGUCGCUAGCAAGCAUCUGGUUCAGCGGAAAUGGGAUGUGAGAAUGAUGAAACCCGACAGAAGUAUCUCAGCCUGCAGUCAGUUAUUAUGUAUAGGAGGUGAGCUAGUUAACAAACUUGUACCACAAAACAAUAUCGCUUUAACUUUUCUAAAGCCAAAUUUCCCAUGUAAGCUGCAGUUUCUAUCUUUAGCCCAUCAUCAUUUUCUGCCCCCCCAAAAUCUGUUGAAAUGAUUCACUGAUGCAAAACAUUCACCCGUAAUAGACUGAGAAUUGAGCCUUAACUUCAGAUUAACUUGUGAGAAUCAGGAAAAUUCCUUCAACUGCAUUGCAUCCUCUUGGACCAGGGCUAGAAUGGGGAUUUCAGGUUUCUAUGAGCCUCCCCAUUACCCCUAAAGUAGAACAUUUUUUAAAUUGUGUUGCCACCACUUCUAAAAAUUUAGCAAUAUUAGAAUAGGAUACUAGUGAAGUAAGAAAUUUUGCUUGUUGUUUUGCAAACCAAAUAGUUUCCUCAAACACAAAUCAGUGUUCCCACGAACAAGUUCCAGUUGAGAAACACUAAGGUUAUGGUGAAUAAAACCAUAGGGAGCUUCUUCCCCCCAACCCCUGGCUAUUUUAUAUUAAUGGGGAGAGGGGAUUUUUAAAUGUCAUAAAUUUGAAGAGUGGUGGGUUGCAUUUUCUUCAUGGGUUUAUGUUUUCGUUUCAUUUUGGACUCAAUUUCACAUCACCAAAUUCCUCAUUUAUACUUGGGGAAAAAACAAGGCCAUAUGUAAAAACCCUUCCAAUGCCUAAGUGUCUUUCUCCUGCAACUCCAAACCCAGACUCGCCACUUUGGGUGCACAGGUGGUUAGGUCAGCCAACUGGUUCUGCCUGUCGCCUUGCCACGGAGGAGGCUUCUAAUUAGCUGGAAAAGAGUAUUUUUCUAAUACGUUGCAAGGAUUAGCCAAAUCUUCUUAUUGAAGAAAGAAGAAAAGUGAAGAGUGGUUACCUAUACCUAGCAUAGUACAAUCAGAACCUCGUGGAGACCACCGGGGACAGGCUUGCGGACGCCGGCUGUUCUUCCCGCCACGAUCUUUCUGUGGUAGCGGCCAGCAGAAGACAUGGCCUGCUCCCCACUCCCUUUCCCCACUCCUUCUUUAUUGCACACAGGACACCAGUCUUCAAGGAAAGGGACUUUUUUCCAGUCUGCCAAUCAUAUUGGGAAAGUGCUAGCUGUGCUCACCUUCAUGGGGCUGUUUCCAGCUCGUCCACAAGCUCAUCGAUUUUCUUUAGUAGAUUACCGGUGUAAAUACCCAGUGUGCUUAUGAGUCAGUUAGUAGACGUCUUCAUUCAUUGGAGUAACUGGUUUAGGCUUUCCAGUUUGGAAAAGGAGCAGAGAGCUGUCCAUCUGGAUUGAUGGAAGAAAAGAGAACCUCAUCCAUGCCUGGAGAACAUCUAGAAAACCUUCAGCCAGCCUCCAGUGCUGUCGAGAGACCACCUUCCCCCGACCCGGAGGCACUUCCUUGGGGUCUUUCUCUAGGGUCUCUUCUCUACAAAGCACAACACUAAUGUUCGUUUCCUUAGACCUCAGUUCAAGUGCCCCUAUUUAUUUCAAUAAGAACGCACAUAUCCCAGCUGUUUUUUGUUUGUCACCUCUAUUUAGUUGUUACCUGUUUCUCUCUUCUUUCACCCCUUGUCCUUUUCCACCCUUUUAAGAGUUACGCUAGCAGAUCUUACUCCACGUAUACUUUUUGGUUUGUGAAGGCAUCGGUUAAGGGCACAAAGACAGCCAUGGGGACAUUUAUGUAAAUACGUCUCUAAUUGCCACACUGCAGCUGAACAGUGUGUAGUAUUUUCCCAGUCAGCUUUGCCAUACUGACGUCAAUCAUUUGAGAGAAAUUAUUCAGAUUUUAUUUUUGUAUCUGUGGUAACAAAACAUUAACCAAAAGAUUUUCUGUCCAGAAGCCUCCCCGACCCCCCAAGCUAUUUGCUCACAUUAACAAAUUAAAGUGCCUGAAGCAUAAUUCAUUCUUUACCUGUAUACUAAAAACCCUGUUGUAUUGAUUUUUUUAUAAUAAGCCUUUUUACCUCUGUGUAAAAAAUAUAUAUACAAGUGUAUGAUGUACAUUUUAGUUCUUAACUUUUUUUUAUGGUUUCUAAUAUGUAUGACCAAUGUAGCCAUUGCUUUAAAAUGUACCGUGUAAAUAUAAACACAUCCUAUCAGA
This is a messenger RNA of Homo sapiens (human), 9564 nucleotides long. RefSeq names its product sprouty related EVH1 domain containing 2 (gene SPRED2). Lineage: Eukaryota; Metazoa; Chordata; Mammalia; Primates; Hominidae. Gene Ontology annotation, cellular component: transport vesicle membrane; cytoplasm; membrane. Gene Ontology annotation, biological process: regulation of signal transduction; negative regulation of ERK1 and ERK2 cascade; negative regulation of lens fiber cell differentiation. The record is from RefSeq and is a predicted model, not a curated record. Bases 5718 to 6914 code for a protein of 398 amino acids. The transcript has 6 exons. Gene Ontology annotation, molecular function: stem cell factor receptor binding; protein serine/threonine kinase inhibitor activity; protein kinase binding.